GCCGACUCCACCGACAUGCAGCGUGUAGACCCCACUUAGCUGUAUCUUCUUCCCAAGUUUACUCAGGCUGCCCCCUUAGAGCUGAAGCACUCAUGACGUAGCCUGUGCCUUGCCUCCCAUCACAGAUGAGGUGGGACUGGGAAAGAGUGAAUGAGGUUUGAACUCAGGAAUUACAAGGCAGAACCUAUGUACGUAACUGGACGUCCUGGCUCAGUCCUUUCUUUUGCAGUCUUAUUUAAAGAUGCUGUCCUCCCUAGUUCCCAGCCUUCCACAUGCCACACCUUCACCUUCUGGGUGGGUAGUGUAGAAUAGAGGAUGAAGGAGAGCAUUUUCAUUUUGUCCUUUACCUAGCAAUUCAGCAGGUAUGUAUUAGAAAAUUAAAUAUUUAUUGUCAAUAACGUUUACACGGAGCCCUCUUUAGUAAAACAAAUAAUUAUGUUCUUAACAAAAACGAGGGUAGUAAAAAUCGAUGAUUUUGACUUUUGGAUAUAGGCAAAAUCUUGGGAUUGUUAAUAUGUCAAGAAUCUCUAAGGAAAUGUUUCCUAUAGGCCUAUCAUGAAACCUUUCUAUCUGCAUCAUUGUAAAUGAUAAGCAGUUCUCACAAGAAUGUUUCUCCUGUCUCUACAAAAAAGAAAAAAAGAAAAGAAAGACAGACAGAAAGAAAAGCCUCCUUUGUGGAUUUUCCAGUUUGUCAUUAACUGGAAGCUACAGGGCUUUCUUGUGUAUCCUAUGGAGUUCAUGCGGGGAGAUAUUCCAAUAGGAAGGACAGUCAUCAGCAAUAACUUGUGUUUUUCUAAACUUUGAAAAUGUUAGUGUGAAUGAUGUUCUUAAAGAUAAUCAUCUGCUAAAGCUUUUUACUUGAAAAUCCAAAGCUGUGAAAUUGCUAUGCUCCUUACUACAGGCUGACUGUGGGAGAACAAAUUGGAAGGGAGGCAAAGCUUGAGACAAGUGUCCAUCUUAGGAGUGGGAUGCAAUUCGACCCAAUUCAUUGCUUCAAAUCUGUCACCAGUUAUCUUGCAGAUAAGAUGGACAUACAAGAGAACCUAUCUGAUUUAUACAUCCUAAUCUGCCAGCUAGAUUACUAUGCACUCUCAAAGCUAAAGUAAUCUUACCUUAUGACUUAUUCUGUGCACCUCAUGAUGUUUGCAUACAUUGACAAUGUAGUAUGUGUGUAUUUAUUUUAGUGCCUUAAUAUAUUUUUGAUGCGGUAUUUUGCUAAUGGUUAAAUGAACUGUUCUCUUAAAGAUAAAAUGCUGUUCAUUGAAAGGAUCUGUUAGAUAAUUUACACUUGUUAUAAAAUAGUACAUGUGAAUGCUUUUGUCAUUUUUUUAUCUAAGUCAUUCAGUUUGAGAAUCAAUAUUAUUUAUUAGAUGCCCUUUCUAUAACCAAUGUUAUUUUUCAGUUGAUGCUCAGAAAUGUGAAAAAGUGAUAUUUUAGUACAAGUACAACGGUUGCAUUUGUUCUUAUGACAUAGCGUGGAGCCUUAUUAAUAUACUGCUUUGUUCUUCUUUGCCAAGGAACAACACUUCGGUAAAAAGUUGCUUAUCACACUGGAUCCUCAGUUAGAAGUGGCUCAUUCAUUACAUUUAUAACUUGCUCUUUGUCAUCUGUUUUAAAUUGUUUUGGCACAGACAACUCAUACUCAUAAUUCAUACUCAUAGAAAGUUAUACAGGUAUUCUAAAGGUAACCUUUAAGUGUGUUAAACUAUAUUUUUCAACCAGGAUAUAAUUUUGGAAACUAGCAUCUCCUUGAAAAGGAGCUUUGUCUGGGCGUGGUGGCACACUGAGUUCCAGGACAGUCACAGCCACACAGAGAAAUCCUAUCUCUAAAAGAGAUGUGCACAGCCACAGCCAGCAUGAGCAUGUUUUUAUGUCCUUGUAGUUCAUCUGUACAUCUUUAGAAUAUCACUCUAUGUGUCUUGUUUGUUUGUUUUUCGAGACAAGAUUUCUCUGUAGAUUUGGAGUCUGUCCUGGAACUUGCUCUGUAGACCAGGCUGGCCUUGAACUCACAGAGAUCCUCCUGCCUCUGCUAGGAUUAAAGGCAUGUAUCACCACCACCCUUCGCGCUCCAGUGCACUGCGACAUUCAGAGCAGAGAAGCCGUGCAGUGAUGUCGUUUUCUCAGGAACUUACGCAUUUUAAAAUGAGAUUUUUUUCUGCUAUUAAGAGAGUUAUUUGUAUAUCCCAAUAUAAAUGCCUUAUAAUUUGUGUUAUCCCCCACACUUGGGAGAAUAUGGUUUCCUUACCACAUGUGAUUAUUUGCAGCAAAAAGUUUGUCAUUUUGCCAUAGAGCAGCUUGUGCUUGUAUCCUAAUACGUACAUUGCACCUAUUGUUGCUGAACUUAAAGUCACAUGGUCUGUGCCCCUAACAAACCGGGUUGAGCAGUUCAUACACUAACUUGGAGUUCAGUGAAUAGUGGAAAGGGAGGCGUAUUCAGUGCGAGCACGUGGAGGAGAGCAACCAGAGGCUCCAAAGACUCCCAAGUCCAUCUCCAAGAGGGAGUGGAACUCAGCAGUCCUGCCCAGGCGGACUCACCAAGACUGACAGACAAGUGGUGAUCUUUCUCUAAGAAGUUCCUUUUCUGGGUGCCCAGGGCCUUUGCUCCCAGGAGUUUUUUGUUUUAUUUGUUUUUGUUGUGUUGUUGGGGGGUGGGGCUGACUAAUUAUUGGGGUCCAUUGUUUCGGUAAUGGCAGGAUGAUAAUACAAGGCAGGAUGGUCACACUAUUUUGACAAGUUUUAUACAGUGUGGUCCUUUGUGUUUUAAAGCACUUCAGGGACUGGGAUAUUGUUCCCGCCACACUUCGUUGCACAGAUGUACCUACCAGUAGUUACCUAUAGGAAAGCAUGGGAAAUAUGUACUUCAAGCUGAAAUCCCACUCAGCUAUCAUUUAGUUUGAACAAGUGGGACAUAAUUGCUUCAUUUAAAGAAUAAAUUUGUUUGCUGGCUUUCACAAGGCGGGGGUGGGGGGGUUGUUAGCUGAGGGUUCCUGCCUACAACACGGCUGCCAAGAAAAGAAAAUCGUCCCUGAGGAGUUGGCCGCUUUUCUAGGCGUGCGGGGAUUGACGAGCUCCUCCUUGGAGAGAAUUGGAAGCUUCCUUCAAGGUCCUGCAAAGACCGCAAGGGUUCCGGAGGGGCCGGCUGCCUGCUCACCCCGGGCCGCGCCCACUUUGCCUGACCCACCCUUCGCGCGCCAGCCCAGUGUGCUGCGACAUUCCGAGCAGAGAAGCUGUGCAGCGAUGUCUUUUUCUCAGGAACCCACCCCGGCUCCGGUGGCAGAGCCUCACACGGAGGAGGCGGCAGACUCGGUGAGCUUCAGGAGGGCGAGAGGGAAGGGGGGCUGCUAGGCUCUCCCAAGGGCAGGGAAGAGAGGCACCUGCCACUGCCCUUUAUCAGAUGCUGAACGAAGUACAGAGUUUGCUGCCACUGGGACACCCCAGAGAAAACAGAAUGGCACCCGGAGUCCUGACAUGAAGCAACAAGUAGGCAGGAAGGAAGGAUCAGUCAGGUGUCUUAGCGUCCUGAUCCCAGACCACUGCAGGUCCUCCUGGAGGCCUCUUCAGCCCUGGCCUCCCUUCCCCAAACUCCAGGCGGCUCCUGUGGAAUUAGCCUCCCUCUAAAAUCCUGGUGCUGCCCAAGUUCUUAGAAGGCUGGGCAUCCCCGUGUGCCCAGGUGGGGGCUUUGGAGGUGUGGGGAGUGGGCAAAGGGGACCCCAAGGUGUUCUUAGGCACUUUGUGUUCUCUUCAUGAGUAGAGCCGAGAUGGGGCCACCCCAGUUCCACUGCAAGGUUUUCCUGCGGCUUCAGUAGACUACCACCUCCACCCCUUAUCUCCAUUCAGGGUUUACUGUCAGGCAACUCAGCAAAAGAAAACGGCAUUCCUUAGCGGUGAGACCCCUGGUGCCUCCGUGUGCCAGUAGUCCCAGUUCCUGGAUGAGGCAGGAAGAUUCCUUGAGGUUCUGGGAAGACCUGAAGAGUCUUAACAACCAGAAAAGUGGAGGAGUAGAGAUGUAGCCUAGGGGCAGAGGGUUUGUCCAGCAUGGUAAGACUCCUAUGCUGGGGGCAGGGUAGAGUAGGAGACCCUCUGGGGCCUCUCAUUUUCCAGGAAAAUUCAAGGAAUUGAGGUGGUGUGAUCGGCGAAGAAAAAGAGAAAGGAAGGAAGGGAGACAGAGAGAGAGGAAAGAAACUGAGGCUGCCAUGAAGCUCCAGUGUGUUAAUUAUCCUAAUACUCUGAGGUGUAUAGAUCUGCACUUUCCUCGUCAAGAAACUGAGACUCAUCGUGCCUAAGCGCCUUGCCUAGGUCACAGCCAGUUGGUCAGUUUGUAAAAUGUAGAUUCCAUGGACUGAUGGGGUUAGGUGACCAAAUGACCAUUCCGAAGACUGCAAGACUGCUCACCUCAGUUUCUGCCAGAAUUUGUUUGGCUUCUGUUAUUUAAAACCUCCAUAGGCCCAUGUAGGGGAAAACUAGAAACUCAUUAUGGGAUGAGAAUCCACUGACACUGGAUUCUGCCAACUAAGCUUUUCGAGAAAUUGCAAUAAGGUUCACACAAAUGUCAAAAAAGUAUGCACCCAACCCUGAGAAUGGUUUUUCUCCUGGGGUAGGAAGCUUGUGUGAAGUGUGUGAUAAACCUUAUCUGGGAAGACCUCUUCCUUGCAGCCUGCCUGUGGUGCCUACAAGAUACAGAGAUAGGCAGAGUCCCAGUUCCUUUCCACCCCAUUUCUGUCCGCAGGCAAAGGAGGAAAAACUGGUUCCUAGCAUUAUCGAUUACAGAACACUUUACAGUGUCCUCCUGGUUAUUAUUGCUUUAAAAACAUACUAAGCCCCUACUAAUCGCCUAGGUACUAGAGGCCCCACAGUGAGUUAGAAAUUUAUGCUCUCAGCUUACAUGAGUAUGCCAGACACUGGGCAAUUCAGAGACCUGAGCUGUCGGGGAGGGAAUGCCUCUGAGGAAGAAACAUUUAAAUGGCAAGCAAUCAAUUCUUGAAAGACACAGAAGAACCUUCUAAAGAAAACAAUAUGUGUGUAUACACACAAAGUAUACACAAAGACCCUGAGGAAGCAGCAGUCAAAGGGUUUGAACGAUAAGAAACUCCCACCAAGAAAGCUAUUUGAAGAGAGGGAGGGAGUGGGAGUAAAGUGAGCUCCUGCAGGCCAUUUCCAGGACUUGGGUUUUUGCUAGACAAUAAAGACAGACAAGUUAUUGGUUUUAAGCGGAGAGCAGGCAUAGUCUAAUUUAUGUUCUUCAAAGAGCACUGGCUGCUGCAGGGGGAGUGGACUAGCGGCAGGGGAGCCACUUAGGAAGCUUGCCUGACAGGGGAAUUGGAAAAGAGAGGAACCAAGGAUGACAAGGUCGUGGCCUGGAUUGCUGAGCAAAUGUCAGUGUUAUUUAAUGCCCUGUGGCAAAUGGGGUUUGGAGCUGGCUUCACAGUGGGACGGCAGCAAGGACCUGUGUUUAGACCAUGGGACUGUGAGCUGGCAAUCAAAUGUUCAUGACUCUGCUGGAUGGCUGAGGGGCUGUGAUAUUCCACGUUCCAGGCUCUUAGACUAUUCUGUCAUACUGCUGGGUUGAUAAAGUCUUUCCAAAAGCAAGGGGAUAAGGUUUGCUGGUGUCUAUGGUGUACACACCCCCAUCAUAGCUGAUGUCAGGGAAAGUUGCAAGCACUGGACAACUGAGUGGCUAAAGAUACCUGCAACCAAGUCUGAUGAUCUGAGUUUGUUACCUAGGGUCCCAAUGGUAGAAAGAGAGAGAGCAUACUGUGACCUCCACAAGUAUGCUGUGGAGCAUCUCUCUCUCCCUCUCCCUCUCUCUGUCCCUCUCUCUCUCCCUUCCCCCCUCUCUCUCUCUCUCUCUCUCUCUCUCUCUCUCUCUCUCUCUCUCUCUCUCUCUCUCUCUCUCUCUCUCACACACACACACACACACACACACAAAUGUAAAAUAAAUCCAAACAUUGAACGAUAGAUUCUCAGAACCACUGUCUUGUUCAGUCAUCCUAACAGUCUUGUCAAGUUAGCAGGAAGAUUGCAUCCAAUGAGGAAAACAGCCUAGAAACAUAAAGGGAUGUGUUCAAGAUUACAUAGGGCCCACAGCUCAGAUUACUGACUCGGACAGAAAGUGGCUGUGGCAGGAAGCAUGGGGACAAAAUGCAAGGAAGAACUUCCCCCUGGAAUGGUGUAGAGGUCAUGAUUUAGAAUUCUGUUUCUUAAUUCUCUCUCACUUCUCCAUAGGGUGAUCUGGGGUCAAAAUGAGCCUUCGAGUCACCAGGAAAUAUAGGAUUUUUAUGAAAGUCACCGAGGCGCAGAGCGCUGAUUCCUGUCUCUAGGAAUAGGGGUUAGUUCCCAUGUCUCCCCCAGGACAGCAGAGCCGGUCGCCUCUCGGUCUGUACGAAGGUGUGCUAUGGCAUUGGUGGGGUCCCCAACCAGGUGGCCUCCAGCGCCUCAGCCUUCUACCUGCAGCUCUUCCUACUUGAUGUGGCACGGGUGAGUGUGGGCAGCCUCCCUGGUCUUUCUACCUCCUCUCCGCCCAUGCUGUCACUUUGGUUUUGGUAGAUCAUCCUUUGACCCAAGUUUGGUAACAUUUAAAAAGGCCGUAGAAGGAAAACUCUUUAAGGAUACUCAUCACGUCCUGCUUGUGCUAGGAAAAUGAGAAAAUAAUCAGGUAUGGUGACAGACACUUGUAAUCCCAGCAUUCCAGUAGAGAGGCAGGAGGCUCAGGAGUUCAAUCCCACCCUCUCGGCGGCAUGGUUAGAGCUUUCCCCCCUCCUCACCAGCUCUAUGUCCCUCAGACCUUUCUAGAAUCAUGUCCUGGGCAGGAGCCCUUUCCACAAGCAAGCAAGCCUGCCUGUGUUCUCUGACUUCACGGAGCCUUGACUAUCUCCUCUCGAUGAUUUCAGAUCCCCGCUGCCCAGGUGUCCCUUGCCUUGUUCGGAGGGAAGGUGUCUGGGGCGGUUGCAGACCCCGUGGCUGGCUUCUUCAUCAACAAAAGCAGAAGGACAAGGGCUGGACGGCUAAUGCCUUGUUCUUCCAGGUACCCUACACAGCGCUCACUAUGAUCCUCACCCCCAGCCCCAGGGAACGAGACUCUGCCACUGCAUACCGGAUGACCAUGGAGAUGGCAGGGACACUGAUGGGAGCCACUGUCCAUGGGCUCCUCGUGUCUGGUGCCCAUGGGUCUCGGAGGUGUGAGGAUUCUGUGCUCGCUGGGAGUGCUGCUGUGUCCCCAGAUGUAGCGCGCCUCUACUGCAUUGCGGCUGCUGUGGUUGCGUUGACGUACCCUGUGUGUGGCGGUUUGCUGUGCCUAGGAGUGAAGGAGAGGCCAGACGCUUCUGCCCCAGCGUCAGGUCCAGGCCUGAGCUUCUUCACGGGGCUGGCCAUCACGUCCCGGCAUCCGCCCUACUUGAGUCUGGUGGUCUCCUUCUUGUUCAUCUCAGCUGCCGUCCAGGUGGAACAAAGCUACCUGGUCCUGUUUUGUACACACGCUUCCCGGCUACAAGAACAUGUUCAGAGCUUGGUGCUAACCAUACUGAUCUCAGCUGUCCUGAGCACCCCUAUGUGGGAGAGGGUCCUCCAGCGAUUUGGGAAGAGGACAUCUGCGUUCGGGAUCUGUAUAAUGGUGCCAUUUUCCAUCUUGCUGGCUGCUGUGCCCUCUGCACCUGUGGCCUAUGUUGUGGCCUUUGUCUCUGGUGUGAGCAUUGCUGUGUCCCUGCUGCUACCCUGGUCCAUGCUGCCAGAUGUGGUGGAUGACUUCCAGCUGCAGCACCGGCAUGGCCCAGGCGUGGAGACCAUCUUCUACUCAUCCUACGUCUUCUUCACCAAGCUCUCAGGCGCAGGCGCCCUGGGCAUCUCCACCCUCAGUUUGGAGUUCGCAGGGUAUAAGGCAAGAGCCUGCCAGCAAGCAGAGGAAGUGGUGGUCACCCUCAAGGUCCUCAUCGGUGCUGUGCCCACCUGCAUGAUCCUUAUUGGUCUGUGCAUCCUCAUGGUUGGCCCCACUCCCAAGACGCCAAGCCAGGACACCUCCUCCCAGCUAAGCCUUCGGAGGAGAACUAGCUACAGCCUUGCCUGAAGUAGAAGGGGACUUCUGUGAGGAAGAGCAGAAGCCUGCAUUUUCUAGAAUUCUCUCUGUCCAGCAACCUGAGCAUAGCCUACCAACUUAGCACACGGCAUUUUCCCUUGCGAGUGGAGACUCUAGGGACAUCCCCUGAAGGGGCUGGCCAAGGCUCCGGGAACCCUACUCAGCACCUCCUUUCCUGUUGACCCUCGGCCUUCCAGGCUUGUAGCCCAGAUGACUCCACCUUCAAGAAACCUCAGACUCCGAGAGCAUCCUGCCGACUCCAGCCUGGACACUCCCUUUGCUGGAUGGCAGAGCUCCACACACAGGAGGUUUGCAGAGUCUCCAGUGGACACCUGCUGAAAGCGAAGAAAAGCUGGGACACCAUAUGACUGGGCAAACUGAGGACACAUGACGUUUUGGAGGCUAAGCAGACCCACCAUGGUACACGGGUGUUUGUCCAGCGUUUUUCUCUGCUCACACAAACUGAGGUGCUACCCCAUCAGCAUACACCUGAUGCUUCUAUCAAUAGACAGAGGAUGACGCAGAACCAUCAGAGGCCUUUCACUUUUUACAAAUAAAUGCAAAUGUAUUUUCUGAAA
Messenger RNA from Arvicola amphibius (Eurasian water vole), 8643 nucleotides. It is a transcript of the gene Mfsd2b, whose product is annotated as major facilitator superfamily domain containing 2B. The coding region runs from base 6794 to 8056 and encodes 420 amino acids. NCBI's taxonomy places the organism in Eukaryota, Metazoa, Chordata, Mammalia, Rodentia, Cricetidae. Gene Ontology annotation, cellular component: membrane. The record is from RefSeq and is a predicted model, not a curated record. The transcript is spliced from 11 exons. Gene Ontology annotation, molecular function: symporter activity; sphingolipid intramembrane carrier activity. Gene Ontology annotation, biological process: carbohydrate transport.